Molecule: messenger RNA, 1553 nt
Organism: Drosophila kikkawai
Lineage: Eukaryota; Metazoa; Arthropoda; Insecta; Diptera; Drosophilidae
Source: RefSeq, a predicted model, not a curated record
GAAGGACCCAAUGUUGUGCAGUGAAUCCUUGUUGAUGAAUAGCUUUCGGUUGUCGAUUGAAUAAAUGAAUGAACGACAAAAUUUUUUCGGAAACAAGGAAUAACAAUUAAAAUCAAAUAAUAAACGUAUCUACAUAUUAUUAUAUAAAAAUACAAUAAAAAAUAUAUUAAUUUCAAGAAAAGUUAUUGUCUUUAUAAGAGUUUAAUUUUGCAAGACAUUGUAACAGUAAAGUAAAAAAGAAAAAUCGACUCAUAGGGAAAAAUGCAUUCGGUGGGCAUACAUUCCGCUAUGGCGAUUAAACGACAACGAAAACGACGAGAUGAACAGAAAAGAGCUAGAGAAAGACGAUAUAGUACGCAAAGCUCUGAGAGUGGGGAAACAUUCCACUCCCCAACAGGAUCUAUUAGACGAAAAUAUAAUCAUCCUCACCAUGCUGCAAAACCCGGAAUGCUAGAUAGCCAGGUAGUCACAAGUAUUGGAAUGUUGCAUAUUGGGAUUGUUUUCAUUGUAUUUGGAGUUUUCCUUUGCGGGGCUGGUAUUAUACCUGAUGAAGCGAUGUCCUGGAAUGUAUUUAGCUCUAGCUCCGCCUGGUGGAAUGAUGUUACGUGUACAGGUUUGUUUUCCCUAGGAUUGGGUUUAUUCUUACUUGUGUUGAACUGUCUUAUAAGUCGAAAAGAGGAGGAAGAUCUUGAGGACUAUGUUCAACGACAGCUAACUCGAUCCCGUUCUGGUCACCGGCUUGAGAGAGAUAUAGAAACGGGUGUAUUAACUACACGGCAUGCUAGAAAAGCUGUUGCCUUGCAGAAAAGCGGACGUACCAACUCACUGACAGAUGUGGCUGUGGUUAACUGCGGCUCAUCGGAAAAUAUAUCCAAUGGACCAAUACUUGGACGUAAUGGUCUGCCCAACUCCGGUGACGUCCUACUCGAAAAAAUUGUGGAAGAGGACACUCCCUAUUUAAAUGAUCGUAGUGCUGGAAUUUCACCAAUUGAAAUAGAAAAUGAUACGAAGUUGCUGUUAAGAAAAGAAUCCAUAAACGAAACCAUCAAUAUAACACGAAUAUAAAUAUACUGAAUUGAGAAUGAGUAUUUUAUUUUUCUAUAGCUUUAGCAUAAAAAUAGAAUCAUCUGCAAAUUACAUUUCAAACUUUAUAUUUAAAAAUGAAUAUAUAUACAUAUAAUACGCACUAUUUGUAAAUUAACUUAUGUUUACUUUAAUUAUAUUGUAUAACAUUUAUUUGUAUGCAUAAAAGAUGCAUUUAAUGAUUGAAUGACCUAUGUUAACACGAAUCACGUAUGUAUACGUUUAAUUUAUAAUACGAAUGAACAAUUUUAAUGAAAACUCUCGACAAUCGAGCACAUUGCCAAUGGCCCCUUAAGUAAAUCCAAGCAACUUAAUGCUGUAGAGGACAACAAAUUUACGGGAUAUAACAAUAUACAUAUUUAUUUAAGAUAUCCUUUUUAUGACUGAAAAGUAUCUGUUGGGCUAAAAAUUUUAUAAUUAUUGUAAACUUGCUUGUAUCUAAAACAUUCAGAGAAUAAUUUAUCAAUAUA